Messenger RNA from Funneliformis geosporum, 1518 nucleotides. Lineage: Eukaryota; Fungi; Glomeromycota; Glomeromycetes; Glomerales; Glomeraceae. The record is from the annotation of a GenBank genome assembly.
AUGUCCCAUGACAACACUGGUCUUCAAUUAGAAUUACAAAUAAGGGUACUCAACAAUCUUUUAGAAAUAGCCAAAAGAGAAGAUGUUAUAAUAUUUGCAACUAUUCAAAGAAUUCAAAAAGAAUCGAUCAAAGUAUUAUCAGAGAAUAUAAUAAUCAAACAUAAACAACCUUUAGAAAAAUUUGGAAGAUUUUGGUAUUUCUUGACAAUUUAUUCAUUAAAAGGAAAUUCAUAUACAAGUAUUACUGAAAAGGCUUUCAAAAAGGCUAGAGAAAACAAAGAUAAUUCUGUAGAAAUUGAAACAUCAAUAAAUUCAGCAACUAAUUCAAGGUUAGCAUCAAAGAAAAGUUCAAGAAGAAGUUCAAAAGCAUCAAAAAUGCCUAAAAGUAAUAUAUUAGUCAAUACAUCCUCUCAUGAUCAGAGUUUACCACCAAAGAAUAAUAAUAAUGAUCCUUUUCAGAAUCCCUCAGAAAAUGAAUUGAAAUGGCUGAACUUGUCAAGAUCAGAUAAAGCAGUCAAAAAUUACUCUGGAAAUAGAUUAGAAAUCCAUGAAGAAUUAGCGAAUCAAAGAUCAAAUAAUAUAGAAGAUAAAAGAAGAAGAAAUAAUACUCCUCCUCUUCCUUCAGAUACUGGUAAUGAAUUGCUCAACCAAUUAUUGUUAGGAUUUACUAAUGUAUUAAAUACACAUACAGAAUAUGUUAAAGAAUUCCAUAAAAAUGAUUUUGAAUAUGAAGAAAAUCAAGAAUAUAUCAAUGAACUCCUUAAAAAUGAUGAACUUAUAGAAUACUGGCAUGUUUUCCAAGGUAAUGUCACACUUUGUUUGAUUUAUAAUUUUGAUGAUGUUGAUUAUCAUAGUCACAUGAUUACAAAGAAAAAGAUUCAAAAACUACAACAGAUUCUAAAACAACAUGCUAAAAAUGGAGAUAUUAAAAUGUUUUGUUAUAAAUGUCAAAAGAAAGAUCAUCAUCAACAAGAUUGUCUUUUUACAUUUUGCUCAAGAUGUCACAAAUGGAUAGAUUAUAACUAUCAUAAAUGCUUAUCAAAUGAUUCCAUAAAUAUAUUUCAGUUAAUCAAAAAAUCAAAAACUCCAACUUAUGUGAUGAAUUUAAUUUAUAAUGAUGCUGGAGAAGAAUGGAAACUACAGGACGCUUAUUUUGCUGAAGCUGAAGUUUUUGAAAAAAGAAUUAAUGUGAUGAUCAACACAGGAGCUGUUAGAUGCAUCAUUACUAAAAGAUUUCUAGAUUUAGUAAACAAAGAAAUAGAAGCUUCUACUAAAAAUAAUGAAAAGUAUUCAUUUUGUCAAAAAUUAUAUGAAGAUCUUGAAGAUUAUCGAGUUGCUAAAGCUCAAAUAGAGGAAGAUGAUGAAUUAAUAGAAAUAACAAAAGGAAAAGAUACAUCAAUUAGAAGUUUAACAAAUAUACAAAGGAUGCAACUUCAACAACUACUCACAAAAAACAAAGAUCUCUUUGCUAAUAACAAAUCUGAAUUGACUCAAACAAAUGUUGCUCAACAUUCUAUU